AUAGUGUACAAAUAACAGCAGCGCUAUUUCCCAAAGAUAGCCAUUAUUUGACAUUUCUUAUCUCCUCAUCUAAAGCCUCUCUUUUCAUUCCAAUAGCUGUAACAAUGGAGAGAAGUCUAGCCAUUAUAGGGGCAGGAACAAGUGGCCUUGCUGCCUGCAAAUAUGCUUUAGAAAAAGGGUUUAAUCCGAUUGUGUUCGAAGCAGAAGAAAUUGUUGGAGGGAUUUGGAAUCACACAAUAGAGUCCACCAAGCUCCAAAAUGCUAAAGAAACUUACCAGUUCUCAGAUUUCCCCUGGCCUUCUUCAGUAGAAGAUGUUUUUCCUAGGCACAAUCAAGUGUUGGAGUAUAUUCAAUCUUAUGCUAAAUACUUUAAUAUCUUUCCUUGCAUAAAGUUUAACUCCAAAGUCCUUAGUUUGGAUUAUGUCAGUGGAGAGUCUUAUGAAGAGAUGGAGACUUGGGAUUUGUGGGGUGGAACAGGCAAGCCAUUUCAAUCCAAGGGGAAAUGGCAUGCUGUGGUACAAGAUACCAAAACCUGCUCAACAGUGGUCCACCAAUUUAAGUUUGUUAUCCUUUGUAUUGGGAGAUUUAGUGGAGUUCCAAACUUCCCAGAGUUCCCUCCAAAUCAAGGUCCUGAGGUGUUCAAUGGUAAGGUGAUGCAUUCCAUGGACUACUCUGCUAUGGAUAGUGAUAAGGCUAUUGAAUUGAUCAGAAGAAAAAGAGUUACAAUUGUUGGUUCUCAAAAAUCUGCAGUAGACUUAGCUGCAGAAUGUGCAAAUACAAAUGGAGUUGAAUAUCCCUGCAUUAUGAUUUAUAGGACUGCCCAUUGGCAGCUCCCUAGUGCCAGUUUAUGGGGUCUGCAUUUUGGUCUCUUGUACUUUAACCGGUUUUCGGAGCUUAUGGUUCACAAGCCUGGAGAAACAUUCCUUCUAAGCAUAUUGACCACCUUACUUUCACCCUUGAGAUGGGGAAUCUCAAAAUUUGCUGAGAGCUAUAUUAGAUGGAAACUUCCAUUGAAAAAGUAUGGUAUAGUACCUCAAAACAGCUUUCUUCAAGACAUUUCCUCUUGUCAAGUGGCUAUGCUACCUGAAAACUUCUAUGAAAAAGUAGAACAAGGAAGCAUUGUCUUGAAGAAAUCUCAAAGCAUUAGCUUCUGUAAAGAAGGUUUGAUCGUUGAUGGAGAAUCUCAGCCAUUGAAAACAGAUAUUGUGAUUCUAGCCACAGGUUACAGAGGUGACCAAAAGCUAAAAAAUAUGUUUAGCUCUCCAAUCUUCCAAAACCACAUUAUUGGAUCACCUUCCUCAAUGGUUCCUCUUUAUAGGCAGGUUAUUCAUCCAAGAAUACCACAGCUAGCAAUAAUAGGAUAUGCAGAAGGCUUCUCUAAUUUACUGACCUCUCAGAUUAGAUGUCAAUGGCUGGUACAUUACCUUGAAGGGAACUUUGAAUUACCUAGUAUAAGAGAGAUGGAGAAAGAUGUGAUUUUGUGGGAAAAUUAUAUGAAACUAUACAAUGGAAAGUAUGUUAGGAGAUCUUGUAUCGGUAUUGUAAAUAUAUGGUACAAUGACCAAUUGUUGAAAGAUAUGGGAUGUAAAACUAGAAGAAAGAAAGGAAUUUUGGCUGAAUAUUUUCUGCCAUAUGGACCAGUAGAUUAUGCUGGCCUACCCUAAUACAUAAUUAGUUGUCA
This is a messenger RNA of Humulus lupulus (European hop), 1681 nucleotides long. RefSeq names its product probable flavin-containing monooxygenase 1. Bases 105 to 1664 code for a protein of 519 amino acids. Gene Ontology annotation, molecular function: flavin adenine dinucleotide binding; N,N-dimethylaniline monooxygenase activity; NADP binding. The record is from RefSeq and is a predicted model, not a curated record. NCBI's taxonomy places the organism in Eukaryota, Viridiplantae, Streptophyta, Magnoliopsida, Rosales, Cannabaceae. The transcript is spliced from 5 exons.